CUCCUCGCCUUCCGGGCGGCGGUCUGAGGCCCUGGAGACUCCGUUUCCCGGCAGGCCGCGCGUCAAGACGGCCGGCGGGACGGGAGCCGCCGCGCUGGCUACGAGAGUGACCCAGUCAGCAUUGAUUCCCGUCUUGGCCAUGGCCUCGUUCGUGACAGAAGUUUUGGCACACUCCGGGAGGCUGGAAAAGGAGGAUCUGGGGACCCGGAUCAGCCGCCUGACCCGGCGGGUGGAGGAGAUUAAGGGUGAGGUGUGCAAUAUGAUUAGCAAGAAGUACAGUGAAUUCCUGCCUAGCAUGCAGAGUGCGCAGGGCCUGAUUACCCAGGUGGAUAAACUGUCUGAAGACAUUGACCUACUGAAAUCCAGGAUAGAGAGUGAGGUCUGCCGGGAUCUUCAUGUAUCAACUGGUGAAUUUACAGACUUAAAGCAGCAGUUGGAAAGAGACUCAGUUGUCCUAAGUUUGCUUAAACAGUUGCAGGAGUUUUCCACUGCUAUUGAAGAAUAUAAUUGUGCAUUAACAGAGAAGAAAUAUGUCACUGGUGCUCAGCAUCUGGAAGAGGCACAGAAAUGCUUGAAGUUAUUAAAAUCCAGAAAAUGCUUUGAUUUAAAAAUAUUGAAAUCUCUCAGCAUGGAGCUCACAAUACAGAAACAGAACAUACUUUAUCACCUUGGAGAAGAGUGGCAGAAGCUGAUUGUAUGGAAGUUCCCACCAUCAAAAGAUACCAGCAGUUUGGAAUCUUACCUACAAACUGAACUUCAUUUAUACACUGAACAAUCACAUAAAGAGGAGAAGACCCCUAUGCCACCCAUCAGUUCUGUCCUCUUGGCAUUUUCUGUUCUUGGAGAACUACAUAGCAAACUUAAAUCAUUUGGUGAGGCAUGCUACUUUGUUUCAUUUACACAAAAUCUCCUAAGGCCCACUAUUAAAGGGAAGACAGAAAAGAUGAUAAAAUAUUCUCUGGGGAAUUCAGAUCUGUCACUUGACUCUGACCUGGAAAAUGAAAAAACGUCUACUGUCCCGUUGGCUGAGAUGCUUGGAGACAUGAUCUGGGAGGACUUGUCUGAGUGCCUCAUCAAAAACUGUUUGGUUUAUUCUAUUCCAACAAAUAGCAGCAAAUUACAGCAAUAUGAAGAGAUCAUACAAUCCACUGAAGAAUUUGAAAAUGCCCUAAAGGAAAUGAGAUUUUUAAAAGGAGAUACUACAGAUUUGCUGAAAUAUGCUCGUAACAUCAAUUCUCAUUUUGCAAACAAGAAGUGCCAGGAUGUGAUUGUGGCAGCCAGAAAUCUAAUGACCUCUGAAAUUCAUAACACUGUGAAGAUUAUUCCUGAUUCUAAGAUAAAUGUGCCGGAGUUACCCACUCCUGAUGAGGAUAACAAACUGGAAGUACAGAAAGUGUCCAAUACUCAGUACAAUGAAGUGGUGAAUUUAGAGCCUGAAAAUACAUUGGACCAACAUUCCUUUUCCUUGCCCACAUGCCGGAUCAGUGAAUCAGUGAAGAAAUUAAUGGAACUUGCCUAUCAGACUUUACUAGAGGCAACAACCAGUAGUGAUCAAUGUGCUGUUCAACUUUUCUACUCAGUGAGGAAUAUCUUCCAUUUGUUCCAUGAUGUUGUACCAACAUAUCACAAGGAGAACCUUCAAAAACUUCCCCAGUUGGCCGCUAUUCAUCACAACAACUGUAUGUACAUUGCUCACCACUUGUUGACCCUCGGGCAUCAGUUCAGAUUGCGUCUUGCCCCCAUUCUUUGUGAUGGCACUGCUACUUUUGUGGAUCUUGUACCUGGCUUCAGGAGACUUGGGACAGAAUGCUUUUUGGCCCAAAUGCGGGCACAGAAAGGUGAACUUCUGGAAAGAUUAUCAAGUGCUAGGAACUUUUCAAAUAUGGACGAUGAAGAGAAUUAUUCUGUAGCAAGUAAAGCAGUCCGGCAGGUACUGCACCAACUAAAGAGACUUGGAAUUGUGUGGCAGGAUGUCCUGCCAGUGAAUAUAUAUUGCAAAGCUAUGGGGACUUUACUCAAUACAGCAGUUUCUGAGAUCAUUGGCAAAAUUACUGCCCUAGAGGACAUAUCUACUGAAGAUGGCGAUAGAUUAUAUUCCUUAUGCAAAACAGUGAUGGAUGAAGGACCCCAAGUAUUUGCACCUUUAUCUGAAGAAAGCAAGAACAAGAAAUAUCAAGAAGAGGUUCCAGUCUAUGUGCCAAAAUGGAUGCCAUUCAAGGAAUUGAUGAUGAUGCUACAAGCCAGCUUGCAAGAAAUUGGGGAUCGGUGGGCAGAUGGAAAAGGACCCCUGGCAGCUGCUUUCUCUUCCAGUGAAGUAAAAGCUUUAAUUCGUGCCUUGUUUCAGAACACAGAAAGAAGAGCAGCUGCCCUUGCUAAAAUUAAAUAGCUCCAUCUUCUUAAGAAAGCUAUGUCUUGAAUAUGUGGAUUCUUCCCUUGGCAUAAUUACUCCCUUAAAGACUUCUUUGAAUUGCCCAUUGGUUUUGGUGAACCAGUACAUCAUGGAAGUUUGACUUUACAGAAGAACGUCUUACCUUCUGGCCUGUAUGAGGCUUUGUUUAAGAACUGUUUAUUAAGAUAAAUUGUCAAGUAAAGCACCUCAAUUCAUUGACUUUCUAGCCAUCUUCCUUUGAUUAGCUAACAAACUGUCAGGCAGCAUUAUUUCAUGCUGCUUCCAGAGCCCUCUGGGAACAUAUACAUUGUAAAUGCAGGCCUUGGCUUUGGACUAAGGAAUCGGGAGAUUCCAGGAGUCGGGGUAGAGAAUUUCUGAGCAAAUGGGUGAUAUUUUAGGGGUGUAGGGGGAGGGAAGGGAAGAAUUGACACCAUAUUUGGCCUUGCAGGAAUUAAGGAGACUUCCUGUAAUAUUUCUUUCCAAUAAAUAAUGCUUUUUACAA
Molecule: messenger RNA, 2891 nt
Organism: Mandrillus leucophaeus (drill)
Lineage: Eukaryota; Metazoa; Chordata; Mammalia; Primates; Cercopithecidae
Gene: ZW10
Product: zw10 kinetochore protein
Exons: 15
Coding region: 140-2386 (748 amino acids)
Biological process (GO): mitotic cell cycle; endoplasmic reticulum to Golgi vesicle-mediated transport; mitotic spindle assembly checkpoint signaling
Cellular component (GO): nucleus; RZZ complex; chromosome, centromeric region
Source: RefSeq, a predicted model, not a curated record